Paramecium pentaurelia is the source of this 1557-nucleotide messenger RNA. The record is from the annotation of a GenBank genome assembly. Lineage: Eukaryota; Ciliophora; Oligohymenophorea; Peniculida; Parameciidae.
AUGCUGGAUUCUCAUCUUACAGAUACUUUGCAUUUGCUUAAAAAGUAACCAUAACAUAGAUGCAAAGCAGAAAUAGAUCUAUUAGUCUAAAUGACCUAAGAACUACCAUUUUUUAAGUAGUAUUAGAAGCAAGAUAAUGGAUUACUUAUUCAUCGAGAGUGCUGUAAAUAUAUGUUUAUUGAAAAAUUCUAAUCAAGUGAAGUUGUCUUUCAUUUAGGUAUUAAUAUCUAUAUCAAUUAGAUACAAUUGGAACAAAAUUUUAUGUGAUUUUAGAUGGACAGGUAGAAGUUUUAAUAAGAAGGAGAGGAUUUGAUGAAUUAGAAUCUGUUAGAAUCCUUAAAAAAGGAGAAUCCUUUGGUGAAUUAGCACUUAUUCAUAAACAACCUAGAUUGGCGACUAUAAGAUGUGUCACUGAUUGCAUAUUUGCUAUUUUGGAUAAAUAAUAAUUUUAAAAGAUAUUACAUUAUGAAUAAACUAAAAAGAUAGAACAAGUAGUUAUCUUAAAUAUUUUAGAAUAUUGAUUUUUUUUCUCAAAUUUCAAUUUUUAAUUAACUGAAUCGAACAUAAUUAACAUCGAUAUAUUUGAAUUCAUUUUUGUAUGAAUAUGAAAAAAACCAAGUAGUAGUCUAAGAAGGUGAAAAGUCUGAUAGUUUUCUUAUUGUCAAAUAAGGUUUAUUUUAAGUUAGAAAAUAGAAAAAUAAAUCUUAACCAUUAAUUGUAAUAAUUUUUAUUUUAUUUUAGUUAUUUGAAAUAGGAGAGAUGUAAGUUUUUGGAUUUUAUCAUCUAUAUAAUAAAAUCCCUUAUGAAUAUUCUAUUAUUUGUUUAUCUUCAAAAGGUUUGAUAUAUAAAAUACACAGAAAUUCAUUAAUUGAAAAAAUAUUUGAAUCAUAUUCUUAAGAUCUAGACAAAUAUAAAAAUGAAAUUAAUUUUUAUGCUAAUUAUAAAGUAAGUUAGGAGUAAUCAACACAUCUAAAAUAUCCAAGAUUUUUCUAAAAUAAAACAGAAGUUGAUGAAGAAUGGGAAAUUUAAUAAGAUUAGGUUUCAUCUAAAUUUAAUAAAAAUUAAAAAUUUAAUAAUUUCAAUAAUAAGACAAGAAAUCAAAUGAUAUAAUAGAAAAUGGACAAUCUUGUAGAAUAAUAAAGAAGAAAAUAAAAUAAUUAAUAAAUUACACCAUAAACUAAUGGACUCUUUUAAAUUUUUCUUAAAUCUCAUAGAGGAUUAAAAGAUUCAACCUUAAAUUUAAGAUAAAAAAGUCCUUCUGUACUUGAGUGUUAAAAUAGAUAAUUUGGAAGCAAUAGUCAUUUUGUAAACUCAGAUGAAAUGUCUAUAAACCCAUUUAUCACUUAUAGAUGUGGUAGUCCUCCUCUAAAAAAUGAUUGUAUAAGACAUAAUAUUUUAAAAACAUCAAGUAGUUAAAGAACAAUAUUCAAAUAGCCAAAGCAAAGUAGUAAUAAAUUUAGGAUUUAGUAACAUAAUAUCCUAAAAAACUCUUUUAUUUGUUAUAAUUAAAUAUAGUUAAGUCCAAAAAUUACAAAGCUAAAUGUAUAUUCUAAUUGA